Molecule: messenger RNA, 2251 nt
Organism: Musa acuminata subsp. malaccensis (wild Malaysian banana)
Lineage: Eukaryota; Viridiplantae; Streptophyta; Magnoliopsida; Zingiberales; Musaceae
Product: probable adenylate kinase 5, chloroplastic
Biological process (GO): nucleobase-containing compound metabolic process
Molecular function (GO): AMP kinase activity; ATP binding
Source: RefSeq, a predicted model, not a curated record
UAUAAAGAAGCCCUCGGAAACCGCCGAGGAAGGGUGAGGGACGGAGAGAGCAAAGUAACGCAAUGGCCACCGCCACAGCCACCGGGAUCGCCAUAAACCACCGCCGUCGACCCUCCGCCCCGGCUCUCGCCACUCUUCCUCCCUCCUCUUCCUCCGCCUUAUCUCCUAUUCGCCCUUCUCUUCGCCUCUCUCAUUCGCUCUGUUUCCUGUCCGGGAACCGUUAUUCGAAGCGAAAUCCUAAGACGAGGGGUUUAGGGGUGGUAGUUUGUGCUGCGACGGAGCCGCUGAAGGUGAUGAUCUCUGGGGCUCCCGCGUCCGGGAAAGGAACUCAGUGUCAGAUGCUCGUAGAGAAGUAUGGUUUGGUGCACAUCUCUACUGGAGAUCUUUUGCGAGCGGAAGUAUCAUCAGGAACAGAAAUUGGAAAGAAAGCAAAAGAAUACAUGGACACUGGCAUGCUUGUCCCGGAUGAAAUCGUUACUGAUAUGGUUGUUUCACGGUUAUCACAAAAAGAUGUGAGAGAGAAAGGAUGGCUCCUUGAUGGAUAUCCAAGAAGUUCUUCACAAGCAGGGAGUCUUGAAAGGAUGAAAAUAAGACCAGACAUAUUCAUUGUCCUUGAAGUUCCUGAUGAAAUUCUAAUCGACAGAUGUGUUGGAAGAAGGAUGGACCCAGUUAGUGGCAAGAUUUACCAUCUUAAGAACUUUCCUCCUGAGACAGAAGAAAUUUCUGCACGAUUGAUUACUCGAACUGAUGAUACUCAGGAAAAGGUUAGAUCACGUCUUGAGACAUAUAAACGGAAUUCUGAUGCUAUCUUGCCGACAUACUUUGACUUGCUGCAGAAGGUUGAUGGAAAUCGUCCGAGAGAGAUUGUAUUUCAAGAAAUUGAUGCCCUGCUGCAGAAGAUUCGUACUGAUGCUGUAAAGUUCAAGACCUUGGAGGUAACUAAUGGAAACUCAAAUAGCAAUCUGAAACUGGCAGCUUCAAGCAGGGAUAACUGGCGAGGUAUUCCUACAAGGUUGAAUAAUAUUCCUCAUUCCAAGGAGAUAAGGAAAUAUUUCUAUGAUGAUGUGCUGCAAGCUACUCAAAAUGCUAUAGAAGACAAAAUACGUAGAUUGAAGGUGGAGAUCAACAUUCCAGAACUUAACCCAGAAACGGAUGUUUAUCGAAUAGGAACCCUUUUGGAACUUGUACGAACUCUUGCUCUUUCAUUUGCUGAUGAUGGAAAGCGUGUCAAAGUUUGUGUUCAAGGUUCAAUGGGAGAAGGAGCACUUUCGGGAAUGCCAUUGCAACUUGCUGGAAGCCGGAAGAUUAUGGAAUUUAUGGAUUGGGGUGAAUAUGGUGCUCUGGGAACCUUCAUUAAUAUUGGGUCCAUAGGUGCCAGAGAGGUUGAAGAACAGGAUGAUCUAUUUAUUCUUAUGGCUCCCCAGAAUGCUGUUGGGAACUGUAUAAUUGACGAUAUGAAAGCUAUGACAGAUGCAGCUGGUGACCGUCCUGUGAUUCUCGUCAAUCCUCGCCUUAAGGAUAUGCCAGCAUCAAGUGGCAUAAUGCAAACAAUGGGAAGAGAAAAGAGAUUAGAAUAUGCUGCAUCAUUCGAGAACUGUUACUUCUUUCGGCUACUAUAUUAUGCAGGAACACAGUAUCCAAUCAUGGGCGCUUUAAGGAUGUCUUACCCACAUGGGUAUGAACUUUACAAGAGGAUUGAUGAAUCAUAUGGAAAGGAGAAGUAUAAGCUGAUAGCCACAUUUCCUAAAAGGCCAACCAGUGAGGAGAUCAAUGCUGCUUUUGAAGGAAAACCGAGAGAUAGAGAGAGAGCUACCGGGAUCUGGGGUUUCUUGAGUGGUAUACUAUGAGCUGGAGAGAGCAUUGGGCAAAGCAGGAGGGCGAUCUGGCAUUCAGUAAAACGUGAGUCCCCUUUACUUUUACGUAAUAAUUUGAAAGGCAUCAUACCAGUUUCAUCUUUCUCAUUUCACCAUUCUGAUAUGGAACUGCUGCAGGAGAAUGAAGUUUAAUCAUCUUCCAAUACUUUUUUUUUUGUGUAAUUAUUGCCAUUGUAAAUCCUUAUAUAUUGAGGGGGUAGAGGUUGAGAGUUGGCAACCACUCGAAGCCUUCCUUUGCUAGUUUUUGUCUCACAUGUUUCCUCUGCUGCACUAGCCAUUCUUGUUCUACUGCUACACUCGGAGUAAACGGAUGGUUUUAAGUAUUACUGUACGUGAAUGCAAAAUUACCAUCUAUAAUUGCAUCAUGCUUUUGUCAA